Molecule: messenger RNA, 385 nt
Organism: Ailuropoda melanoleuca (giant panda)
Lineage: Eukaryota; Metazoa; Chordata; Mammalia; Carnivora; Ursidae
Gene: NME3
Product: NME/NM23 nucleoside diphosphate kinase 3
Exons: 3
Coding region: 1-297 (98 amino acids)
Biological process (GO): GTP biosynthetic process; UTP biosynthetic process; CTP biosynthetic process
Molecular function (GO): nucleoside diphosphate kinase activity
Source: RefSeq, a predicted model, not a curated record
AUGCUGUGCCUGCUGCUGACCGUGCUCGCCCACCUCUUCCCGGCUGUCCCGCCGGCCCGCGCGCAGGUGUGGCAGGGGCUGGACGUGGUGCGCGCCUCGAGGACGCUCAUCGGGGCCACCGACCCGGCCGACGCCGCGCCUGGCACCAUCCGCGGGGACUUCUGCGUCGAGGUUGGCAAGAACGUGAUCCACGGCAGCGACUCGGUGGAGAGCGCCCGCCGCGAGAUCGCGCUCUGGUUCCGCGGCGACGAGCUGCUGUGCUGGGAGGACAGCGCCGGGCACUGGCUGUACGAGUAGCCCCUCCGGCCCCUCCUGUUUGCGGCCCGCCCUGGCCCGCAGCUUUGACCAGCAUUUCUUUGCACAAUAAAGUGAAGCAAAUCCUUAA